AUCAUACAAAAAACCAUAGUAAUAAUUUAAAACCUUGAAUAUAAAUUGAUCUACUCCAUAAAUGUUUAAAUCUAUGUAUCUCCAAACACGUGAAAUGAGUAAUUUAGCAUCUUCAAUGAAACUUAGAAGCGAAAGAAUAAAGAUAAUUUCACUGAUGAAGAGGCGAACAAAAGAUUUUGAAAGUAAAAAGAAUGACGAACAUUUUUAUUCUAUGAAUUAAUGGAUGUACAAUGAAAUCAUCACGGUCAUCUACAUACACGUGUGAACAUCAAAACAAUGAAUCACAAAAUAAAUCAUCAUAAGAUCCCGUCCGUCGAAUCAACAAACACAUCAACGACAAGUAUAAAUAAAGAGAGAUAAUAAUAAUAAUAAUAACACAUGAAAAGCAAAGUCAAAAUAGAAAAACAAAAACACUACUCAAAUCAAAUCAAAUAGAUCCUGUCCGUCCAUCAAUGAAAAAUCAGAUCAAGGGCGAAAAAGCCUCCACGUGGACGAAUCAUAGAAACAAAUCAAAUCCGUUCGGUAAUGAAUGAAAUUUCUAAGCCAAAACCAUGGCGAAGAAAGUAGCAGAGAGAGCAGUAACAGCAAUGAGGGGUUUACUGAAGGAAAAUGCUGCAGACGGUGAAGAUGGAGUUUCAGAGCCACCGUCGGGUCCGGGUCCCGGAGAGGGAGUAUCAGGUUCAGGAGGAGGGGUAGAAGUGGAAGGAGCAGGUGCUUUGGAUGGAGUAGAUGCUGGUGUUGGUGAUGGAGGAGAGGUUGCCGGAGAAGAAGCUGGUGCAGGAGAGGUUGGAGAGGGAGUAGGAGGUGCUGUAGGUGGUGGUGUUGCUGGUGGUUGAGUUGGUGGUGUUGAUGUUGAUGUUGGUGCUUGUGUUGGUGCAGCACUUGGAGCCUGUGCUAAACAAGAUGUGGCUAGUAAACUAAAGA
Cicer arietinum (chickpea) is the source of this 924-nucleotide messenger RNA. RefSeq lists its product as uncharacterized. Lineage: Eukaryota; Viridiplantae; Streptophyta; Magnoliopsida; Fabales; Fabaceae. The record is from RefSeq and is a predicted model, not a curated record.